This is a messenger RNA of Caenorhabditis angaria, 1669 nucleotides long. The record is from the annotation of a GenBank genome assembly. NCBI's taxonomy places the organism in Eukaryota, Metazoa, Nematoda, Chromadorea, Rhabditida, Rhabditidae.
AUGUUUCCUAAUAACUUGAUAACGACACCUCCAGUUAAUUUUAUUCUGGAAGAUAAAAACUUUUUGCACUGGGCUAAACAGGUAAUCUCAAAAAGUUAUAUAUCAUUUUUUUAAAUAAAUUAUUUUGUUUAGGAAGAAUCCCGAGAAACGGAUUCGAUAAACCUGUACUUAGCGAUUACUGAUUUCGAAAAACGACUAGAAUCUAACAAAGUUCCUGAAUUAGCACUUGUUAAACUUGCCAGACAUAUUCAUCGAAAAUUUGUGAGGUAUUUUGUGAGGCAUAUGUCUUUUAGAAGUUAUGAUUUGUUUUAUUUACAUUUAGCCUGAACACCGGAUCAUGUAGUUUUCUCGAAACUCCACUUCGCACUCAACAAUCGACAAGGAUACAUGAGGUUGGUUGGUUAUUUGCCAAUACUUGUCAUCCACGUUCAUAGAACAUUUUUGUGUUUAGCUACUCGAAGGAAAACUUCCCUACAAAUCAUUAUUCGAUCCAUUGAAACCAUCAAUCACUAAAAUGAUAAGUUCCAAAUAUUCUGAAUUCACGUUGAGAAGGAAACCUGACAUUCCGAAGGUAGAAAGUGUGAGUUGAGGAAAGUUUAGUCGGGGAGAUCAAUAAACUAUUUCAGUGGCAAUCAGCUUCAUCUAGCAAUUCAGAAAAACAAGGAGCGUAUAUUUGGUGAGUUGGAACUUUUUUAUGUUAGGUUUUUUAUUAACGAGAAUAUCUGGGAUUUCAUUAGUUGAGCUGAUAUGAACAAAACUGAGAAAAAUAAUAUUAAAAAAAGUCGGAAAAUUCCCUGGAGAAAGAUGAUAAGAAUAAAUUGGAUAAAUCUCUUCGAUUCCUCAAAUCAAAAAUUUUCAGGUUCAACGAAGAUGCAAUUGAUCAAUCAUCUCGACAUGAAUUAGGAACUACAAUUGCUCAUGAAAAUGAAGAUGAUCGAUUUGCAUUUUUCAAUGAAGUUUGUAAUCGACUCAAUGAUCUACAGUAAGAAUUAUAUUCCAUUCAUUGAAUUUUCAUCAAUCCUUUUUCAGAGAUAUUCAUACAUCUAAUAUUAGCAGUCCAAAAGAUUCAAGAAGUUCACAAUCAUCAAAAAUGAGCCCUUAUGGUAUUGAUGGUUUCGCACCUCCUCCUCCAAUUUCUCUUCAACCUCCAAAUAAUCUUCCGAAAAGAUUUGAAAGUUUAUAUCGGAAAAAACGACAACAAAAAUCUGAAACAAGUAGUGGAUUUGGAAGUGCAGCAACUGAUUCAUAUAGCGAAAAGUUUCGAUCUUUAGAUAGAACAAAUCGAAAUAAUAUUAUAAAUAAUGGAUUUUUAACACUUCAACCCAAGAAAUCACGUGCACCUAGACAAAUACCGUUUUUACAAAUUGAAUUGAGAUAUGAGAAUGAUGUUCCAAUGGUUGCAAGAAUCCAAAAUCAGGCCGUAACAUUUAGAUAUUUCAGACAUUUAUUUGGUGUCGAUUACAACGAUAACUGCAGGUUUGAACCCUUUUUUCCUUUUUUUUGCAUUAAAAAAUUGUUUAUUUUCAGAUUUUUCUUUAAAAGUAUAUGCGAAGACAAUUCAGCAUCAUAUCAAUGGACUUUAAUUUUGAAUGAUGAUGAUAUUCUACCAUUAUUUCAAGAUAGAAUUACAGCUAUUUGCAGAUUAUGUCCAUCAAGUGAUUUAAUUUAG